Striga hermonthica is the source of this 909-nucleotide messenger RNA. The record is from the annotation of a GenBank genome assembly. NCBI's taxonomy places the organism in Eukaryota, Viridiplantae, Streptophyta, Magnoliopsida, Lamiales, Orobanchaceae.
AUGAUAGGGGUGGGGGGAAGUGAUUGGAAGCAUUAUGUAAGGCGGAAACCUCAUGUCGUUAAAAGGAGAAUAAGGAAAGGAAUCCCUGAUUGUCUAAGAGGUCUUGUCUGGCAAUUAGUCUCUGGUAGUCGGGACCUCUUGCUUAUGAAUCCAGGUGUCUAUGAGCAACUAGUUAUAUAUGAGACUUCUGCUUCUGAGCUAGAUAUUAUCCGGGAUAUUUCUCGUACAUUCCCUUCACAUGUUUUCUUCCAGCAGAGACAUGGUCCAGGCCAGAGAUCUCUUUAUAAUGUCCUGAAAGCUUACUCUGUAUAUGACAGAGAUGUUGGAUAUGUGCAGGGGAUGGGGUUUGUGGCAGGUCUCUUGCUUCUUUAUAUGAGUGAAGAAGAUGCAUUUUGGUUGUUGGUGGCGCUCUUGAAAGGAGCUGUUCAUGCUCCAAUGGAAGGACUAUAUUUGGUUGGAUUGCCUCUUGUGCAGCAGUAUCUCUACCAGUUUGAUCAUUUGGUGGCCUAUUACUUACCCAAGUUGGGAGAGCAUUUUGCUCAAGAAAUGAUUAAUCCUAGCAUGUACGCAAGCCAGUGGUUCAUAACAGUUUUUUCUUACUCAUUCCCAUUCCAUUUGGCUCUUAGGAUUUGGGACGUCUUUCUUUUUGAGGGUGUUAAGAUUGUCUUCAAAGUUGGUUUAGCCCUACUGAAAUACUGCCAUGAUGAUCUGGUGAAGUUACCUUUCGAGAAACUAAUACACGCGUUACGCAACUUUCCGGAGGAUGCUAUGAACCCUGAUAUGCUACUCCCAAUGGCUUACUCAAUCAAGGUUUCCAAGCGACUGGUGGAAUUGAAGGAUGAAUAUGAGAAACAACACGGCGGGAAGCUGACCGAGCGUGUUAAACAGAAGAUGCUGAUGUCUUCUUGA